Messenger RNA from Podarcis lilfordi (Lilford's wall lizard), 7557 nucleotides. The record is from the annotation of a GenBank genome assembly. NCBI's taxonomy places the organism in Eukaryota, Metazoa, Chordata, Lepidosauria, Squamata, Lacertidae.
AUGGAAGCAGGAAGGAAAGGACUUCGUUUUCGCCGCUUUCGAAAUGCCCAGGUACGAGAGGGAAGUUCAUUUGCAUGAGCACGUCUUCUUCCGCUGCCGAGAAACAGAUAAGAGGGGCAUCCCUGCUGUAGCAGAGACCAUUUCACAGCAAGAGGAGCAGCUUGGAAGGCUAGAAAUCCUCCUUUCUGGAAAGAGACCGGCGUGACUUCCUUGGACAGGUAAAACUUCUGCAUUGCUUUGCAGGGAGGUCGUCUUGAGGAAUAUGUCUGGCUUGCAAGGCUGAGUCUGUGAUUAGCUGCAUUAAAUGUCAGCCAAGAGGUUCUGCAAGGAUUAAACGGACCCCCAGGCAGAUAUCUGGCUGAGGGUUCCAUGUGAAAAUGGGAUGGUCUAAGAAGCUGUAAUUAAGUGGUAGAGGAUCUUGCCUUGCCAGCAGGCAUCUUCUGGCAAGUGUGGAAGAGACUCCUACCUCAAACUCCACAGAGCCACUGCCAGUCAGGUAAUACUGAGCUGGGUAGACCCAGUUCUCUUUGAAAGGCAGAUUCCUAUGAAGCAGAGAAGAAGGAACCGGUUUGAGGGGGAAGCUGGCCCAGCCUGAGCCAGAUCAUCUCAUGAAGAAGGAGGACAGAGAGGACCCUGCCAACCCUGACUUUGGGGAGAGAGACCCCACAACAACUGCCUUGAGAAGACUGAAUAGGUCUGAUGAUAAUAAUAAUAAUAAUAAUAAUAAUAAUAAUAAUAAUAAUUUAUUAUUUAUACCCCACCCAUCUGGCUGGGUUUCCCCAGCCACUCUGGGCUGCUUCCGACCUAAUAUUAAAAACAAUACAGCAUCAAACGUUAAAAACUUCCCUAAACAGGGUAGUAGUCUUUUAAAAGUAAAAUAGUUGCUUAUUGCCUUGACAUCUGAUGGGAGGGCGUUCCACAGGGCAGGUGCCACUACCGAGAAGGCCCUCUGCCUGGUUCCCUGUAACCUCACUUCUCGCAGCGAGGGAACCGUCAGAAGGCCCUCGGUGCUGGACCUCAGCGUCCGGGCUGGACAAUGGGGGUGGAGACUCUCCUUCAGGUAUACAGGGCUGAGGCCGUUUAGGGCUUUAAAGGUCAGCAACAACACUUUGAAUUGUGCUCGGAAACGUACUGGGAGCCAGUGUAGGUCUUUCAAGACCGAUGUUAUGUGGUCUCGGCAGCCACUCCUAGUCACCAGUCUAGCUGCCGCAUUCUGGAUUAGUUGUAGUUUCCGGGUCACCUUCAAAGGUAGCCCCAGGUAGAGCGCACUGCAGUAGUCCAAGCGGGAGAUAACUAGAGCAUGCACCACUCUGGCGAGACAGUCUGCGGUCAAAGGGGAGACUUGCAGGUUUCAUGAAGAGACCUCAACCUUCUUUAGCUGUGAUUCCUGCAUGGGGUUGGGCUCGAUGACGCACUGGAUCCCUUCCUACUCUAGAGUUCUUGAUUCAUCCCCAAAUGGUCAGCCCUGCUUUGCCUGACCCUUCAGAAUUCAAGGCUGCCUUCAAUCACUUAGCUAGUACUGUGGCUUGCAAUACCUAUAAACUGCUGUAUCUCAGGCCCACGGAGAUAGGGUAAAUUAUUUGUAUGGUCCUUGGUUGGGUGUUAUUGGAGAAGAGAGAGCAACAUGCCCAUGGCCACCUGACAGUCUGCCUUGAUGCUCCAGCCCAAAGGAAUGUAAGAAACUGGGCCAUUGCCUGGCAGCUGCCCUCCAAGAUUUCAGGCAGGGGUCUCUUCCAACCCUACCUGGAGAUGCUAGCAGGAAGUGAAUCUGGGACCUUCUGCUUGCCUGGCAAGUGCUCUAACCACUAAGUUAUGGCCCCUUCCCGGGUCUGUCCUUCUCUGCAGAAGCUCUGCAGCUCCUCGCAGAAGACUCUGGGAAGUCUGCAAGCUGAAAUUCCUCGUGCAAACUAAAGUUAUUUGAAGGCACUUGUGCACUUGACCUGCCUGCUUUCCUUUUCUUGCAUGCUCAAGAGUUCUCUUCACUCCCCGAAAUUCUCCCUUUCCCUCUGCAGGCUGGAGACGAAAGUUUGUGGGAAUUAGAGGAAGAUGCUAAGUAAGAGUCAGGAGACUAGGCAACUGUACUCAGCAAAGGCUCUGACUUAAAUCACAUCGAAAUUCUCUUGAGUUUCUAAGUGGUUAAGGGAAUUGCUUGUUUUCAGACAACAAAGAUCAUAAACUCCACCUUUAUUUAAGUAAUUUGCUUGAGUUGCACAUGUUUUCUGCCCUGCUUUGUAUUCUGUGGGACCACAACAGCCGUACGAACACCUUUCCUGGGGCUGCUUGUAAUCUGUCCACACAGUGUGCCCAUAGUUUCAAUCGCAAUCUUGUUCAUCUGGUUACGAAACAGCAGCUUUGCUUCUCCUUCCUUUGCAGGUGCUCCAGCGUGAGACUCAUUCGCUAACUACUGUCCAUUUCUUUCUUCUCCCUAGAUCAAAAGCCCCCAUGUCUAGAGUGCCUGAAUGCGAAGAGGAGGUGAUGGACUUCUGCAGGUAACCACCACUGAUGGCCCCUGGCUGUGAAGCUGGGCUGGGUUCUCAGGGACACACACACACACACACACACACACACACACACACACAUUAUGGUAUUAUUUACUUAUAGGCCACCCUUUGGCCAAAAAAGACACCCCAAGGCGGCUCACAAACAAUGCAAAUGCAAACAUGCCAGUGCAAACACAAUAAUUCAAUAAAAAUCAGACUAAAUCUGAAUAUUCCAAACAGCAAAUACAACAUCCAGAAAGGCAACAGAUUAUUCCCUGUGAAAUUAGCAAGAAUUAGCACUUAAGCAGCAGCUCCUCCUUAUAUAGGUCCAAGGCAGGUGGAACAAUUGGUGCCCCCAAUGGUUCCAGCAGAGAUUAAUCACGCCACUAUGACUGCUACCUGCUUCUCAGGUCCAGAUAUUGAUUGGUUGUGUGGAUUCCCUAGCCCAGUGGUUCCCAACAUAAACUCACCCCCAGCGCUCCUCCCCUAUAAAAAGCAUUGUUCAUAAUAGUGGUUUGCAUGACCCAGAAAGGAAGAUAAUAGCACAAUUAGCAUUCAAGACAGUAAGAAAUUAUUUACACGUUUGUUCAGAAUCCAAUUCAAACUAUUCAGUUUAAUCAAUUCGACAAAACUGGUGAACGAUCCAGUGAUGCCAACUUGCAAAGAUAGAUAGUCAUUUAUACCUCAGGUGCCUCCCUGCCCCUCUUGACUCUUAGUGUGCGCACACACACACACACACACACACACCAGGUAAUCCCACCACCCGCUUUGAGAACCACUGAGCUAGACCCAUUUUAAUCCAGCUUUUGGUCUGGACAUGGAACAGAAGCAGCCAGUGUUGUUUUUGGCUGGAUCUAGACACACCCAAAAAAACAUUUCAGGAAAAUGUGUUGUAAGGCUCAUAAUGGGAAAUCAUACUGCCAAAGGAUCAAACUCUAUAGCUCCAUCUGGUGUCACAGUGUUAUAACGCAUUUAAAACGCUUAAAAAAAACAAAAACUAAUGUAGCUGAGUCCCUGGUAGAAGAUCUACUAUAGGAACUGGACAGGGGGAUUCUGUGUGUGUGUGUGUGUGUGUAUCUCUAUUGAUCCCGCUGGACAUGAUAUUCUUCUGGACAACCAGGGUGGGCGAGAUCUGGUGCGGAAAUGGCCUUUGCCUUUCCUAAAGAGGCAGUUCCAGAAGGUGUCGCCUGGGGUUUGUUUGCCCAACACCUUGACUCCCCUUACAAUGCCAGCAAAUACCCCAAGAAAUGUGUCGUGCAUGAUGCUCGUAUCCAGCCUAGUUCCAAUGAUGAUGCCUGGGAGUCUCUGACCUGCUUCUCUUGCUUUCUGCUUGCAGUGUGGACGAGAUGCAGUUCUACGAAGAGCACCGGCCUUCUCUGGCCCAGGUAAGGAAUUUCUCCAGGCUGCUUCAGUUCAAAAAAACUACUCUGUCCCCUCCUGAUCAUGAGCAGAAAUGAACACCUGAAAAGGGCUUAGUCAGCCAGAUGGCUGGAACUGCAGAACCACCUCCAAGCAAGAAGGCCAUUUGCCUUCCAAGGAAGCUAGACACCCCAUGGUGGUUAUCACCAUUAGAAGCGUUGUCAGUGAAAAAAAUAAAUAUGGGAAAAGAAUGGCCAACAUAUAGAGAACUGUUAAUUGAGGAGGGAAAUCAACUGAAAGUAAAAAAAUAAACUAAAAUGAGGAUAUAAGACAUUUGUUAACUGAUGGGCUCCAAUAUCAUCAAUUAAAUGACCUUUUUAGAUUGAACAAAGGAGUCGCCUUUUUAGACUGAACAAAGUGCAGAAAGAACUGUUAAAUAAUAAUGGAAAAGUUCUGUCAAAAAUGUAUAAAUUGUUGCUGGAACGGGAAGCAAAAGAUUAGGAAGUCUGUAACGAAACAUUGGGCAAAAGAUGUGGGAUAGAAUAUACAAUUUGCUUCAUGGGAGAAGUUAUGGAAUAAGGACUUGAAAUUUACAGCUUGCUGUAUGUUAAAAGAGAAUUAUAUGAAGAUGGUGUGUAGAUGGUAUUUGACUCCUACAAGACUAGCGAAAAUGUAUAAGAACACGACCAAUGUAUGCUGGAAGUGUAAUGUUAAAGAAGGUACAUUUCACCACAUGUGGUGGACUUGCAAAAUAGCUAGACAACUCCUCCCUGAAGAGCAAUGAGUGUUGCCUGGUGCCCCAUCCCUCAGCACUUUGCCUUAUUUAUUUAAUAUCAUAAAAUUUCAGGCAGUGGAAAGAGUACUGCCUGAUGUCAAUAAGCAGGGAGUUCCAGAGUUCAGGGGCCACCACACGGAAAAAAUCAAGUCCUUACAAUUGCGGAAUGAGACUUCUUGUCCCCAGGUGGACAGGAGGGGACUUUGCUGCUGAUGGUUUGACUUCAGCUGAGGUCUGCUUUGCUCCCCCAUCCCAGGAGGCCUUCCCAGGGCUGAACCAUCCUGCCUGCAAAGUGGGCAUUCAGGUGAAGAUCGCCAACAGCCCUUCAUCUCUGGGCUUCCAGAAGGCAGCGAUCAUUAUGGUGGCAAUUGAGAGGAUGAAGAAGAAGAAGUCCUCCAAAGCCAGGGCACUUUUCACAGAUGACGACCUGAUGGACAUCAUCAAUUCCGUCUUAGGUACAGUAUGGGACACCAGCUGGCUGCCAUAUUGGGUGUGAUCCCGAUGGGAAUCCCCAGCAAGGAGUGUAGAGACACUUCCUGCAGCAGGAGGUAGUUGAAGGACAAAGCACUUUAUUCCAUUUGUUGGCCAAGCAGACCCAACUGGAAGCUGCUGUCGUGUCGCUGUUCUUUUCCGCCAUCCCUCUGGCUUUAGAGGAAAGCAACAGCCUUUGGACUGCAGGACCCUUCAAAAUAAUAAUAAUUAUUUAUUAUUUAUACCCCGCCCAUCUGGCUGGGUUUCCCCAGCCACUCUAGGUGGCUUCCAACUGAAUAUUAAAAACAAGAGAGCAUCAGACAUUAAAAACUUCCCUAAACAGUUUCCUUUGAGGUGGAUCAGGGACACACAGAGGCCAUGAUCUCUUCCUGCUUGCCUAAACACUUCUGGGAGUUAGCACUGAAUAAGAUGUGGGCAAGGGACACAGGUGACGCUGUGGGUUAAACCACAGAGCCUAGGGCUUGCCGAUCAGAAGGUCAGCAGUUCGAAUCCCUGCCACGCGGUGAGCUCCCAUUGCUCAGUCCCUGCUCCUGCCAACCUAGCAGUUCAAAAGCACGUCAAAGUGCAAGUAGAUAAAUAGGUACCGCUCCAGCGGGAAGGUAAAUGGCGUUUCCGUGUGCAUCCCUUUAAGAUGUGGGCAGGGGCGGAGGAAGGGGCGGGGGGCGGGCCGCCCCGGGUGUCACCACUGAGGGGGGUGACAAAAUGCUGGGUGGCACUCACCACAUGGCCUGCAGCGCGCCCAAGCCACGCGUCUCUCCUGGGAGUGACACAGUGGCUUGGGUGCCCGUAGGCUCUGCAUUGCCCCAAAUGGUCCGCCUGCCGCCUCCCCCUCAGCUAUAGGGCGGCUGAGUGGGAGGAGGCAGGCAGACUCCUCAGAGGCCCCAUGGAGCAUCCUGCCCUGGCUCGCCCAGCCCCACAGGCAGCUGGCCCCACUCCUGGGCGCAGGGCAUGCACACCACCCCAGGCGCCCAAUUGGCUUGCUCAACCGCUGGAUGUGGGGGCAAAAAGAAAGAACAGCUCUGGCUUGGUAAGGGUGGGGGCAGCAGCAGGUGGGCUGUCACUGCUAAAGGAACCCUGCUAUCCAACUUUUGUUUAAAAGCCUCCUAUGAAGGAGAGAGCUCCCCACCUUCUGAGAUCAUACGUUCCACCAAAGGACAGCUCUUACUGUUGCGUUGCAAGUGGCAGGUCUUGACCCAGAGUGUCUUUUCCUCUUCAGAACCAGUUGACUUUGACACCUGCGAAUGCACCUAUGCCACAGAUCCCAUCUACCACCUCAGCAGGAGCAUCUCCUGCAACAUCAGAGACGUCAACCAGAAGUCCCUUGUCCUGAACGGGACAACCCAGCUGGUGGCCUUGGAGCUCCAACAGGCGGACAUCAGCAAAGAAGGUAGGAACCCCCAUCCUUGAUGUUCCUCACCAGCCAUCUCCUACGGGUGGCCAGUCCUAGCUGGGCUGAAACGUUUCUUGCUAUUAAUCCUGUCUCCUCACAUUUUGCAGCGAGGGUGAAAAUGUACGUCUAUCGACCAAAAAUAGAAGAAGGCGUAGCGAAGAUCCCCAUCGCCCUGAAAAUCAAAGGGAAGGAGCUGUACCUGUCUUGUGUGCAGAGCGGAGACCAGCCAGCACUUCAGCUGGAGGUGAGAGGCUCCUUCACAGCUUAUGCUUCUGGUUACUGGAAAUCCCAAGAGGAGGGAGAGCUCUUGUGCUUAGAUCCUGCUAGCUGGUUGCCCACAGUGAGAACAGGAUACUGGACUAGGUGGACCAUUGGCCUGGUCCAGCAGGUUCUUCUUUCGUUGUUGCGAUGGUCAGAGUAAAUAGCUCAGGACCGCAGUACCUAAAGGACCGCCUCUCUCCAUACGAACCCACCCAGACCCUGAGAUCAUCUUCCGAGGCCCUUCUUCACGUGCGUCCUCCUUGAGAGGUCCGGGAGGAAGCAAUGCAAGAACGGGGCCUUUUCUGCAGUGGCUCCCGAUUUGUGGAAUGCUCUCCCCAGGGAGGUUCACCAGGCACCUUCAUUAUCCACCUUUAGGCACCAGGCAAAAACAUUCCUCUUUAACUAGGGCUUUGGCCGAUUGACAUCCAGUGCCCUUUAAAAAUGUGUUGAGGAGGGGGCGGUUUUUGGGUUGCUCUUGUUUUUACUGUUUUUUUGUUGUGGUUUUAUGUUGUGAACCACCCUGGUGUUGUUGUGGAGCUAGCGUAGGCGCUUUGGAAAGUGGAUUUCCUUAGAUGUAAUCUCACCUUUUCCACCUGCAGGAGGCCAGCAUCGAAGGAGACCUCGACAAAUCCGACAAAGGACGCUUCCUCUUCUACAGAGUUGCAGUUGGGGACUACAGCAGGUUUGAGUCAGCUGCCUUUCCUCAGUGGUACAUCUGCACAUCUGCCCAGGUCAACAAAGCUGUCAGCGUGACAAACCGGAUUGGGGAGGUCUCCAUCGUGGAUUAUAUUGUCACAUAA